AUGUUAGUAUUGAAAAACAUGUUCCUUGACAAAAUAAAACCAACUACAGAAAUAAAUGACGCAAGACUGAAACAUUGGGUAAAAGCUUUCCCAUUCACAAAAGAUAUUAUUGGUAACAUGGAAAGAAAACCAGAAUGGCUACAAAAACAUAUAUUUGGAAACGAGCUUAUUCCAUAUGGACAAGCUCUGUUUGAAGAGCUUGAACCGGAAACUCAGGAAAGAGUCAUGCAAACAAUAAGCGAAGACUCAAAUACAAACUAUGACAAAAUCUUUCUAGGAUAUAGGUUACCUGAGAUGGGCGACCAGAGCCCAAAGGCAAAAAGGACAUGGGAAAUUUACAACAUACUAGGUGAACAUGAGGCAAAGAUGCAACAACUUGAAGCAGAGGGCAAGUUACCAAAAGCGACACCAAAGAAGAAGAGAAGAGUAGAACAAAGUGAAAGUAGUGAAGAAGUAACUUCAUCUAGUGAAAGUAGUGGCAAUGAAGGAAAAAGAAGAGUUAAAAACUCAGUCAGGAAGAAAGUAAAGCUUGGUCCGAGUGGGUUCUAUUAUGACAUAAA
Messenger RNA from Trichomonas vaginalis G3, 560 nucleotides. RefSeq names its product protein of unknown function, DUF4106 family. The annotation marks the transcript as partial. The record is from RefSeq and is a predicted model, not a curated record. The transcript has a single exon. Lineage: Eukaryota; Parabasalia; Trichomonadida; Trichomonadidae.